This is a messenger RNA of Penicillium mononematosum, 1239 nucleotides long. RefSeq names its product TFIIH complex kinase subunit CCL1. The record is from RefSeq and is a predicted model, not a curated record. Gene Ontology annotation, cellular component: nucleus; transcription factor TFIIK complex. NCBI's taxonomy places the organism in Eukaryota, Fungi, Ascomycota, Eurotiomycetes, Eurotiales, Aspergillaceae. The transcript is spliced from 3 exons. Gene Ontology annotation, biological process: regulation of cyclin-dependent protein serine/threonine kinase activity; regulation of transcription by RNA polymerase II. Bases 1 to 1239 code for a protein of 412 amino acids. Gene Ontology annotation, molecular function: cyclin-dependent protein serine/threonine kinase regulator activity.
AUGAUUGAAGACGACAUUUACCGUGCCUCAUCCCAGUACCGGCUGUGGUCAUACACCGAGCCAUCCCUGCAAUCUCUCAGAGCCACAACAAAUGCCGUUGCCAGCGAGCGCGUGCGCGCCGCUUUGCGCAGAUCGCGCGAAGCUCCUCAGUCGACUGCAACUUCCGCGGCGGGAACACCACUACCGGAAAGCAAUACGGAAGUCAAGAAUAAAGAUGAGAAGGACGUGGAGUGCUUGACGCCAGAGGAGGAGCUCGUUCUCGUGCGCUAUUACUGCGAGAAGACGCUAGAGCUGGGAGAGACAUACAAGCCACCAAUUCCGACAAUGGUCCGGGCCACCGCGAUCCAAUACCUCCGCCGCUUCUACCUAACCAAUUCGCCCAUGACAUACCAUCCAAAGUCGAUCAUGGCGUGUGCGCUCUUCGUCGCCACCAAAACCGAUAACUACUAUAUUUCCCUUCGGCAAUUUGCAGAUGGAAUCCCCGGUGACACAACGACAGAGGACGUCAUCGCACCAGAAUUCCUGCUCAUGCAGGGACUCCGAUUCACUUUUGAUCCAUCGCACAAGGCCAAGGCCAGCCAGCCCCCCCAUCUACCAUAUGAGACCGCAGAAGAUCUCCAACAAGGAUUACUGUCCAUCGCACCUCCUCCCGUCCCAUCAUCCUCAAUGUCAGAUCGAAUCGCUCGGGCCCACGGCACAACCCGUGAGCUGCUGAAAUCCGCUGCGCAGAUGACGGACGCCUACUUCUUGUACACACCAUCCCAGAUCUGGUUUUCCGCCUUUUUACUGGCAGAUCGUCCUCUAGCCGAGUUUUUGCUGGAUGUGAAACUCGGUGGUCCUGUCACAGCCACAAUCCCCGCCCCCGAAACAGACGAAAAUGGCCUGGUGAACCCUCUAUACGAAAUUCGCUCCAAGCUGCAUCACGUCUUGACUGAAUGCUCUGCUCUUCUUCAAUCCUACACACCCCUCUCCUCCGACCCUGCGCAAAUGAAGAGCCUCAAGCGCAUCGCAAAGAAACUGUAUCAUUGUCAGAACCCCGAGAAGGUGAAUCUGGCUGCCGCUCAGAAACGGGAAUCAACCCAACCAUCUACAGCUGUUCAAAGCGACGCUGGAAUUGUCACUUCGGAGAGCGAAACAGAACGCCUAGCGAAGAAGCGGAAAUUGGAACAAGAACAGAAAGUCCGUCAAGAGGACGAUGUUUUUGGUCCGGAGUUGGUCACUCAGCGGACCAAGCAGUAA